GGAUGCUUAGUUCCCUGAAAUUGUGAAUGUAUUUGUGACUGUCAGAGGCUUCUCUUUUGCUGCCAACUUAAACUUAAAUGAAAAAGAAAACCAUCAAGAAGUCCACUAGUUUGAGGCAAUAACCAUGAUCAUUCACACGACAAGAUACAUAAUACACCAUGUAACUUUCUUAAUUGUUUUCACUUUUGAUGAAUCAGUUGUACGAAGUUUCUAUAUAUACUAGGCUGGUGAGCGUACAUUUCAAUUUCCAAUUCAUUAAGUAUAAUUACAUACACUUGGAGACAGCAAAACACUCCACAGCACUGCCAGUUGCUUUCUAAGUGUAAAACGAGUGGGAUCAAAUCGAACAUUAACAACUUACACGAUAAAAAUGAUUAUUACAGCUAUAAUUAUGAUUAGUUUAGCACUCUAUCAGACAGUCUUAGAUGGAGAGAAGCUGGUGAGGUAUACAAGAGUGUAUAUAUAGCCGGAAUAGCCAAUAACAUUUACGAGGGCGGUGACGUGUAGGGGUGUAGAGAGGAGGGGUAUUCUUCGGUAUUCUUCUGUCUUCUUUUCUUCAGCGUACUCAGUACGUUUUGGCUUGCGAGGUAUUGCUAUAUAAAAUAUAGAUGAAACAGCAUUUGUAGUAGUUAAAUAUCUCGGGCCUACAGGCCCUUCACCACAAUCUACUACCGGGCCAAUAACAAUUGUGAGGUAAAAAUAGGUGACUACACAUUCAUGCACACAAAAGCUAUACAUCCACCUGAUCCAAAACUAAUGCUCUUGGGGUGAUCACCAAUCAUAAGGGAAUGUAUACCUAAAAUUAAAAUUUCUGUAACGCUUAGCAUAUUCCCAAAAAAGGGAUCUUUAGUGGUGCUCUUUAAUUCAACUUUUUUCUAGCACUAAAUUCUACCAGCUGAUGUAUGACUAAUUUUCUUUGGCUUGGGGUGAUACCACAUGAUUUACCAACAAGCAUAUUGAAGUAUACGACCUAAACAUUAAUCAUUUCAGAGAAAAAGGGAUAAAUGUGUACAAUACAAGAUUAAACUUACCUAAAUUCAAUGAAGAAGAUAGUUGCAACGGUAAAUAGAGCUUGAAUAAUGGUUAUUCACUAUCUAUAUAAAGCACAGUUGCACUGGAUACUGGAAAACUUGACAGAAUACUAGUGACAACUCAUAAAAUCCUAGAUUUGCAAUAAUCUCAGUUACCCGCGAGGUUACUGGGGAAUAAAUUAGCCCUCAUUAAGCGAGGCGAGGAUGUUUAUCGAGGUCAUAUGUGAAGUACAUUGAAAUCUACUUCCGUUUCCAAUCCCUCUCUCCUACAUCUAUGAGUAGACCGAGGAGUCUACAUGUAUCACUAAUGGCUACUGCUAUCCCAUGUAUCCUGUUAGUUCUAGUCUGUGUGAGCCUAGCCUCAGCCCACUACCAUGCCACUCCUAGUGCCAAAGAUUUUAUCACUGGGGUGGAGGUGUCUGGUGGACGUGUGACCAGACAGAGUAACAGGGAAACCAUACGGAUAGUCCCUAUUUUUGACAUUUCAGUGGAUAAUGCGCUCCCAAACGAUAAGUCAGCCAUGCUCAGGACGGAAACAGUUCCCAAGCUCAUCCAAUUCUUUGAAGACAGUUUGAGUGUGGAUCGAAUCCAAGUAAAUUUGCUGUUUGAACGUGCCUGCACAGGAAUGGCGUUUUUCCCAUCCACGUCUCUUGAACCUAGACGCUGUAAUUCUACUUGUGCAUCAAGCACUACAUGUGGAGAAGUUUCUAUCCCAGAGGAGCACUUGAAGGGCUGUACUCAGUGCAAUGGCAUGGGUUCCAACAACUGUGAGCAGGUUAACAAUGGCGGAAUAGGUGUGUCUGGUGCCGAUGUGGUCCUCUAUAUCUCGGCUAUUGAUACCAAUGUCCUGAUGCUAACAAUGGUGGAGCUCAAACUGUAG
This is a messenger RNA of Halichondria panicea, 1911 nucleotides long. Its product is annotated as leishmanolysin-like peptidase. The coding region runs from base 1306 to 1911 and encodes 201 amino acids. The record is from RefSeq and is a predicted model, not a curated record. The transcript has 6 exons. NCBI's taxonomy places the organism in Eukaryota, Metazoa, Porifera, Demospongiae, Suberitida, Halichondriidae.